Plasmodium yoelii is the source of this 1089-nucleotide messenger RNA. Its product is annotated as conserved Plasmodium protein, unknown function. Bases 1 to 1089 code for a protein of 362 amino acids. The transcript has 4 exons. NCBI's taxonomy places the organism in Eukaryota, Apicomplexa, Aconoidasida, Haemosporida, Plasmodiidae. The record is from RefSeq and is a predicted model, not a curated record.
AUGUCUCACCAAAAAAAUGACAAAAAAAAUGACGAAAAAAAUGACAAAAAAAAUAGCGAACAAAAUAGCGAACAAAAUAGCGAACAAAAUAGCGAACAAAAUGGCGAACAAAAUGGCGAAAAAAAUGAAGAUUACUUUAGCAUUGUAACAAACUACUUUUAUCAUUUAAUAUAUGGAAAUCAAGAUAGUCAAAGUUCCAAAUCAGAUAAUAAUUUAGACAAAAAUUUAUAUGACGACAUUGUAGAAAAACAUAAAAACAGUGUUCAUCAAAUUGUGUAUAAUUUAAAAUUAAAACGGGAAUCGAAUUUUAACAUCCCCACUAGAUUUAGUAUAACCCCCGAAAUUGAAAAAGCUCCAAGCUUGAAGGAAUUAAUCCAUACCGAAAAUAAAAUUGUUGAGAAUUUUCAAAAUGAAGAAGAUGCAGAAAAUGAUGCAGCAAUUUUGGAGAGGUAUGAUUUAAAAAAAUCAGAAAAAAAGAAAAAAGGAAAAAAAAAAAAAUCAUUAAAUUUGGGUAUACUAUCAUCUGAAAUAUUUCAGUCAAAUAAAUCACAUCAAAAUGAGAUAGAAAAAGAAACAACAAAUUUAACAAAACAAAAUAAUUCUGAACCAAUAAUCGAUUCUAAAGAAAAUAAAAUUAAUUCCAUAAUAAAAAUUAGUGAAAAGGAAAAUAAGACAGAAAAUGAAAAAGAAGAAUAUUUUGAAAAGGGGUCGUCAGCAAAUGAAAUGGAAGAAAAAAAGAACAAUGAAAAUAUUCAAAUAAAUAACAAAAAAGAAAAAAAAAAAAAAAAAAAAGUAACACACAAUAAUUUUAUUAAGCCACUAAAUAAUAAGCUAACAAAUUUAUAUGAUAUAAAUAAAAAUAAUCAUGAAACAUUGAAAAAAACAAAAUGUAAUAUAAAUAAAAAAAGUAAUAAUGACAAUAUGACAAUAAAUUAUAUAUUGGAUGAUAAUAAAAAGUUUGUAAAAAUUAAAAGUAAUAAGGAAAAAAAAGAUGACAUAAUCAAAUUACCAAAAAUAAAUUUAGUAUCUCAUAAUAACUUUUUGUCAAGUGAAGAAGAAAAUGAAAAAAGGGAAAAUUAUAAACAAUAA